AUGGACUCUAGAGCUGAGACUGCUGGUGCUGAGCUUGGGGGUGAGGGUUCUGGGGGUGCUGAGACAGAGGGUGAGGGUUCUGGGGGUGCUGACUUUGGGGGUGCUGCGAGUCCAAGUGGCGGCGGAGCUGUGGGUGACCCGGCUGGAGGUCCUGGUGCUGGACAGCCGCAGCAGCCUGGUCUACUCGAGACGCUCUCGCCGCAGGCAAUUCGUGUGUGGAUCGUUCGGCGAGGCAGUCCUGGUGGUGGAGGGUACGGUCCUACUGGUGCUGGAGCUGCUAGUCCUGGAGGUACUGCUGGUGCUGGAAGUGCUGGAGGUACUGCUGGAGGUGCUGGAGGUGCUGCUGGUGCUGGAGGUACUGCUGGAGGUGCUGUAGGGGCUGCUGGUGCUAGAGGUACUAGAGGUGCUACUCGUGCUGGAGGUGCUGGAGCUGCUAGUACUGGAGGUACUGGAGGUGAUGCUGGUGCUGGAGGUGCCGGAGCUACUAGGGAGGUCCAGCUGGUGCUGGAGGUGCUGGAGCUGCUGGUACUGGAGGUGCUGGUGCUGCUGGUGCUGGAGGUGCUGGAGGUGCUGGAGGUACUGCUGGUGCUGGAGGUGCUGGAGCUGGAGGUACUGGAGGUGCUGGAGCUGCUGGUCCUGGAGGUGCUCGUACUGGAGGUACUGGAGCUGCCAAAGGUGGUGGUGCUGCUGGUACUAGAGGUGCUAGUGCUGCUGGUGCUGGAGGGGCUAGAGGUGCUACUGGUACUGGAGGCGCUAGAGGUGCUAUUGGCACUAGAGGCGCUGGAGGUGCUACUGGUGCUGGAGGCGCUGGAGCUGGAGGUACUGGAGGUGCUGGAGCUACUGGUCCUGGAGGUGCUUGUACUAGAGGUGCUGGAGCUGCCGCAGCAGGUGGUGCUGCUGGUGCUGGAGGUGCUGGAGAUGUUACUGGAGCUGCUGGCACUGGAGGUGCUGGAGGUACUGCUGGUACUGGAGGCGCUGGAGCUGGAGGUACUGGAGGUACUGGAGGUGCUGGAGGUGCUGGUCCUGGAGGUGCUCGUACUAGAGUUGUUGGAGCUGCCGGAGGUGGUGGUGCUGCUGGUGCUGGAGGUGCUGGAGGUGCUACUGGAGCUGCUGGCACUUGAGGUGCUGGAGGUACUGCUGGUGCUAGAGGUGCUGGCGCUGCUGGAGCUCGUGGUGCUGCUGGUGCUGGAGGUGCUGGAGGUGCUACUGGAGCUGCUGGUGCUGGAGGUGUUGGUGCUACUGGUGCUGGAGGAGCUGGAGCUGCUGGUACUGCCCCGCGGCGACCAUUUUUCUACCCGCAGCCGUAGUCACCAGUCUCAGCCACAGCUAGUGCCUGGCUCCCCGCUGCCUGCUCCUGCUCCUCACACUGAGGUGACUGAGUCCCUGACUGAGCGUCCUGAGCCUGAGACUCGUGCUUCAACACCUGUUCGUGCUCGUUGUGUUGCUUGUCCUCUUCCUCCUGCUGUCCCAGGCACUCACGGUAUGGCACUUCGUCCUUCCUCUGUUCCACAGCGUGCUGUCCUGCCUGAGCCUCCCGCGUCCUCUAUUCCGCACGUUCCUGACCCUGAGUCCAACCUUGCUCGUGCUGCUAGUCCUAGUGUCACUCGUCUCCUCGCUACGGUAGUCACUGACUCUGACUUUGAGUCUACUGCUGCGUUUGCCCUAGCCACUGAGCUAGCCGACUUUGCAGCUAGGAGUCGUCUCGACUACGCCACGAGUCUUGUUACUGAGUCUGAGUCUGUCUGUCCUCCGUCCGUCGGGGGUGAGCCUGCCCUUAGCAGUGACGUCCUUGAGGACAUGCAGUUUGAGGUUGAGUGUCUUACGACCGCUUUACCUCGUUUCGCAUCCAUGCUGCUUUGCCCUGAGGGAGACCCGGAUGCACUUGACAUCCCUACCCCGCGCUCUUACACUAAGGCGAUCGCGGGUGAGUACUCCUCUCAGUGGCAGACAACCAUGGACGCAGAGAUGACUUCAUGGAAGUCCACAGGCACCUACGUCGACGAGGUUCCUCCUUCUGGGGCAAACAUACGUGACUACGAGCUGCACUCCCUCAACUUCUCCACAGCUUUCUUGCAGGGCAGCCUUCACGAGGAGAUCUGGCUGUGCCGCCCACCUGGCUUCACUGGGUCGUUUCCUGCGGGUACCCAGUGGAGCCUCCACCGGCCACUCUAUGGUCUCCGCCAAGCACCUCGAGAGUGGCACGACACACUGAGGACUACACUUGCGGCUCUUGGGUUUGCUCCUUCCUCUGCUGACCCGUCGCUGAUUCUACGCACUGACACUACCCUGCCGCCAUUCUAUGUUCUCGUGUACGUCGACGACCUGGUUUUUGCUACUGCUGACACUGAGGCGCUGGCCCUAGUGAAGGCGGAGCUGCAGGAGAGACACACUUGCACUGACCUGGGUGAGCUGCGUAGCUAUCUUGGCUUGCAGAUCACCUGGGACAGAGCACGGCGCACCAUCACCUUGACUCAGUCACACAUAGUGCACCAGGUCCUUCGGCGCUUUGGCUUCCAGUAUUCCUUGCCAUAA
Closterium sp. Naga37s-1 is the source of this 2532-nucleotide messenger RNA. NCBI's taxonomy places the organism in Eukaryota, Viridiplantae, Streptophyta, Zygnematophyceae, Desmidiales, Closteriaceae. The record is from the annotation of a GenBank genome assembly.